This is a messenger RNA of Megalops cyprinoides (Indo-Pacific tarpon), 2058 nucleotides long. It is a transcript of the gene miox, whose product is annotated as myo-inositol oxygenase. Lineage: Eukaryota; Metazoa; Chordata; Actinopteri; Elopiformes; Megalopidae. Gene Ontology annotation, cellular component: cytoplasm. The record is from RefSeq and is a predicted model, not a curated record. The coding region runs from base 107 to 967 and encodes 286 amino acids. Gene Ontology annotation, biological process: inositol catabolic process. Gene Ontology annotation, molecular function: inositol oxygenase activity; iron ion binding. The transcript is spliced from 10 exons.
CAUAGUUCAUCCUUUAAACAGGUCAGAUAUAUAGCGCAGGAAGGCAGCGCUGCGUUAGGACUGUCAGCACACACACGUUUCACCCAGGACAGUGCAACAGCACACCAUGCGAGUUGUCAACAUCGGACCAGACCCUUCGCUGGCAUAUCGGCCAGAUCCGGAACUGAAAGAUGGCAAAGACAAAAGUGAAUACAGGAACUUUGAGAGUGGAGAUCUUAUCGAGAGGGUCUACAACACCUACAGACUGAUGCACACCAACCAAAGCCUGGCUUUCGUCAAACAGAAGCACGAAUCCUGGGCCUCCUGCAGCCGCACCAGCAUGACGGUGAUGGAAAGCAUCGAGGCGCUGGACCAGCUGGUGGAUGAGUCCGACCCCGACGUGGACUUCCCCAACUCCUUCCACGCCUUCCAAACAGCAGAGGGCAUCCGCAAGGAGCACCCGGAUAAAGACUGGUUCCAGCUGGUGGGACUGAUCCAUGACAUUGGGAAGAUCAUGGCGCUGUGGGGGGAGCCCCAGUGGGCUGUGGUGGGGGACACUUUCCCCGUGGGCUGCAGGUUCCAGAACUCCAUCGUUUUCAGAGACUCCACUUUCACAGACAACCCUGACGAGAAAAACCCCUCCUACAACACUGAAUAUGGAAUAUACAAACCCAGCUGUGGGCUUGACAAUGUGCUCAUGUCAUGGGGUCAUGAUGAAUAUCUGUACAGGGUCAUGAAGUUCAACAAAUGCACCAUCCCAGAGGAGGGUCUCUACAUGAUCCGCUUCCACUCCUUCUACCCAUGGCACUCCCACGGGGACUACAUGCACCUCUGCAAUGACAAAGACCUCAGCAUGCUGCCCUGGGUCAAGGAGUUCAACAAGUUCGACCUGUACACCAAGAGCUCGGAGCUGCCGGACGUGGACAAGCUGAAGCCCUACUACCAGUCUCUGAUUGACAAGUACUGUCCCGGGAAGCUGUGCUGGUGAGGAGAGGAUCCUGCCUUAGCAGCCACUCAGUGAGGCUUCAAAGGACGAGCGACGCAGCCAAUCAGCUUCACUCCACACAGCUUUAAUCUGCAGCUGCAGUGCCCGCAGGACCCACAGUCACCUGCCAUUGGUCACAUUCAGACUCUCCAUUACAGUAACUGAAGGCCUGAGUGUAACUGAGUGUCCUCCAUCCUCACCUGGUGCCCUUUCUGUAAAAUCCACUGUCUAAGCCCAGCCCCAGGCCCAUACUCUUAUCUACAAACACAUGCAGAAAUGCAGGAGUAUUGGUCCCUCUCCACCCCCGUGUUAGCAGCAGCUGCAGUCUGAUACCUGCAUGGAGUCUAAAGCAGUAUCACUCUUUACUUAGCUCCAAUACGCUGAAAGGAAAACACCCAAAUUACUUAUAACAAUAUGAAAGAGUCUGUCAAGUAGAAAUUCAACUGGGAUGAGAAAUAUAAAAUUUGUGUUGGUGUAAGGAUUGAUGAAAUUACCAUGUCAGUAAUAUUCCAAAUCUUUAUUAUAAAUCAUACAGAACAUGAAAAUGCUUUCUUUGCAUAUCUGUCUCUCAUUAAUCAAAUGCAUAUUAACUAUUGAAAACAGCAAGUCUUUCUCAUAUUUGCAUAGUAGUAACAAGUGCAGAAUCCUAAAAAAACACAUUAGUGUCAAGAGUAUGUGUACACAAGUAUCAAAAACCAAAUAUAUACACACAAACCCCAGAGAGCUGCAUGCUGACAACCAUCAGAAUGUGGAUGUGGAAUCUGAGAAUAAAAUUCUACAAGACUCAGUAGCGUCAUGGUGAUCAGUUACACCUACAACAGAAACAGUAUACUGGACAACAAAAUCUCCAGUCAUUCUCAUCACACACUCAGCCACACAAACAUAAUUCUGGGGUCAUCAAGCAUGUUUUGCAAAUGUGAAUGAAAACCGUUUUUCUACAGACCUGUCAUGGAAUGGAAAGUAUGUAAUGAUGGUGACAGCAUGAUCUAUGGUAUCAAGUUUUGGGUUUUUUCCCCCUAAAGAAAGACACAUCUCAAACUUUUAAGCUCAAGGCCCCCCACCCUCCAAAAAGGUAAGUAAAACAGCUUGUUAAG